UGUCCGGUUCCCUAUCGGCUACAUUCAAUGCCACAGAGCAGACGUUUAGACUGGCUAGCUGUGCUUAAACUGAAACAUCCGCCGAAAAAAGUUUAUGUCUGUUCGCACCAUUUCGUUCACAAACGACCCACCGAAGACCAUCCCAACCCGGAAUUAUUCCUUGGAUACGACAGACCAGUAGUGAAGAAGAGACGAACAAUUGUUCGUGUCGAAGCGACAGCAACAGCAGAAGUGACAGACCAGGAGGAUGAGGGCAUACCUGAGGUGCCACAACAACCAUCACACAGCACUGUUUCCAGCCAGUGGGAAGAUCCAUCGCUCUGGGACCACAGCUAUGGUGAACAGCAGGGUGUUGAGGAGACGGCCGAAGAUGCCACAACACAAACUGAAGAUUUCAGCUAUUCCAUGCUUCAGAGUGAUGCAGAUUCGUUCCUCUACACUGGAGUCUCACUGGAAACCUUCAACUCUCUUGUUUCCACCUUAGAAGGAUUUGCUGAAAGGGCUUCUGUUUUGUCAGUGCGUGAUCAGAUACUAAUGACACUGAUCAAAUUGAAAUUGAAUCGUGUGCUUGGUGACCUUGGUAGGCAGUUUCAUGUGUCUCAGAGUGUAGCCAGUAAGGUCAUCUCUUUCUGGAUCGAUAAAAUGGAGGAGGUCUUACGCCCUCUUAUUAUCUGGCUUCCAAAAGAAACCAUUAAGGCCACCAUGCCAACUGCAUUCAAGCGCUUUUUCCCCAACACCACCUGUGUCAUCGACUGUAGCGAAAGUUUGUUACAGAAGGCGAAAAAUCUUGACUCUAGAGGAGAGUCCUACAGCCAUUACUACUCGCACAAUACAAUCAAGUACCUUGUUGUUGUUGCCCCAUGUGGCUUAAUCAUGUUUAUCUCAAGUGGAUAUGGAGGACGCGCCAGUGACAAGUUUAUCACUAUGAACUCUGGUAUCUUGGACUAUUUGAGGCCUGGAGAUGAAGUCAUGGCAGAUCGUGGGUUUUUAAUUCGUGAUUUAUUGUUUGAAAGAAGGGUCAAAUUGGUUCUGCCCGCUUUCACUAGAGGGGGUUCUCAGCUAACUGAGGAACAAGUCACAGCAACUCGCAGGAUUGCAAAUGUGCGGAUUCAUGUUGACAGAGCAAUUAGGCGACUUAAAGUAUAUAAGAUCUUGUCUCAUGUCAUACCAAUAAACAUGACGCCCAAAAUUGAAAAAAUCCUCAGAAUCUGUGUGGCCCUAGCCAACUUAAGGGGUGAUCUCAUCUGUGAGCGAUAGGUGACAACGGUUGUGUUCUGAUGCUGUUGGGGUAGGGGUAGGGCGCACGCACGCGCACACACACACACACACACACACACACACACACACACACACACACACACACACACACACACACACACACACACACACACACACACACACACACACACACACACACACACACACACACACACCCUUUAUACAUCUACAGAAAGGUUUACAGAAAGACUGAUUACAAAAAGACUGAUUACACAAUAUGUGACCUGAAAUUGAUUUAAUAACACUACUUUGUACAUCUACAUAAAUUGCUCCUGUAUAUUUCGUAUUGA
Gadus macrocephalus (Pacific cod) is the source of this 1568-nucleotide messenger RNA. RefSeq lists its product as uncharacterized. The coding region runs from base 28 to 1257 and encodes 409 amino acids. The transcript has 2 exons. NCBI's taxonomy places the organism in Eukaryota, Metazoa, Chordata, Actinopteri, Gadiformes, Gadidae. The record is from RefSeq and is a predicted model, not a curated record.